AUAUAUGACAUCAUUUUAAGGUUGUUAUACUUCUUUCACUCUCUUUCCUCCAACUUUCCUCUAACUUUUCCAUCUUUCACAACUAUAUAUCUCCACAAACAUUCUCCUAAACAUUUUAAUUUCUUUCACCAAAACAGCAAUGGAAUCAACAUGCAUCGACACUUCACUCAAUCUUAACAACAUCAAUCUCCCUUCAACAUACAAGGACGAAGUUUUGGUUGAAGAGUUACAUCGUCUAAGUUGCGAGAACAAGAGACUAAGUGAAACAUUGACAAACAUGUGUGAGAGUUACGAAGCUAUGCAAAAGCAAUUGAGUCAAUUGAUGAUGAAUCAGAAUUUAGAAAACCAAACACAAGAAUCAAGGAAGAGAAAAAUCGAGAGUGAAAGUUGCAUGAACAUGUUUGGUGGUGUUAGAGAGUGCAGCAAUGUUAGUGAUGAAGAAUCAUUGAUGAAAAGACCUUGUAGGGAUAUUUCAUCACCUAAGGCUUAUAAGGUUCUUGUGAAGACAGAAGCAUCUAGUAAUAGCUUGUAUGUGAUGGAUGGAUAUCAAUGGAGGAAAUAUGGUCAAAAGGUUACUAGAGAUAAUCCUUCUCCUAGAGCUUACUUUAGAUGCUCCAAAGCUCCAAAUUGCCCGGUUAAAAAGAAGGUGCAAAAAAGUUUAGAAGACCCUACUAUACUAGUUGCAACAUAUGAAGGAGAGCACAAUCAUGGUCAUGAAAAAGCUGAAAUAUCAAUGAUAUCAAGCCAAUGUGAAGAAGCGCGUUUAGGUUCAGUUCAUGUUUCUUCACCUAAACAAAUUAUGGAAAGGACUUCUCCAAGCAUGAACCUUAACUUGGUUGACAAUGUUCAAAAAUCAUCUAUCCAACAAUUUUUGGUUCAACAAAUGGCUACUUCUUUGACAAAUGAUCCCAAUUUCACUACAGCACUUGCUAAUGCUAUUUCAGGAAGAAUAUUAGACAACGCUAAUAAAGCUAGAUUUUGAGCUUAAUGGAUUCCAUUGAGCUUAAGUUUUGUUAUUUUGUUUGAUUUUUGUGAGAGGAUGUAAUGUGUCAAAAACUCACAAUUUAGGAUGUACAUGAAAAAAUUGAAAAAAAAAAGUUGGAAUUUUAUUUCUCUAA
Molecule: messenger RNA, 1118 nt
Organism: Lathyrus oleraceus (garden pea)
Lineage: Eukaryota; Viridiplantae; Streptophyta; Magnoliopsida; Fabales; Fabaceae
Product: probable WRKY transcription factor 40
Exons: 4
Coding region: 140-982 (280 amino acids)
Biological process (GO): regulation of DNA-templated transcription
Molecular function (GO): sequence-specific DNA binding; DNA-binding transcription factor activity
Source: RefSeq, a predicted model, not a curated record